AUGUCUAGUAGACGUUCACCUUCCCCCGUUGAUCCGUGGGAGGAAGAUGCCCAUUUCGACGACCCAAUGAGCCCAGCCGGCUCCGUGUCUAAGCUCAAACCCAAGCCGAAGGCCAUGUUUUCCGGUCCGCCUCCCCCUAUAACCGCCUCUAUACUGGUCCAGCCGGGAAGGCGAGGCUCCCGAGAAGGAUCAACAUCGGGGCGCGACGGUCAUGAGACGGGCGCGAUGUCCAGCAGGGUUAGAUUUGGAAGUGUUUUGUUUGACCAGGGCUCACGCCGCUCGAGCGUCUCAUCCCACGUGGACUCGGUAUGGCGGAAUCUACAACAUAGGGAGCGCGCUCUCCAUAAGGAAAUCCAGAGUCUACUCGACAUGCAAGCCACAGGUCUCGCGCCCAGUAGUGAGGCUCUCGAUGCCUCCGCCGCAGAUGCUGAUAAUACGUGGAGCGAUUCGGGGAGUAGCACACCGACGGGCACCUUUUACUCUACAGCCUCGUCCAGAUCACGCAUGAUGGCUUCACUGGAUCCGCCAGUGCGUGCGACUGCUCGCGGCGACAUCAUACCUGUUCGACAGCCCGUGGCUUCCAGUAAGCAAGGUCUCCACGCCGCGCGGAACGGAUUGCGACAUUCGUUGGCCGCUUUGACCGACUUGAAAACGGAAGAAAACGCCUACAUCGAGUCGGCUCUCUCACAGCGCAGGAAGGCUCUCUCAUACUUGGACAAGCUAGACAAGCGCAGGGAAGACAUUUCCGCAGAGCUGAACAGCUUGGCAGACGACGAAGAAGAGCCACUAGCGAAAGAACUCCGGGGGCUCGGUGAGCAGCACGAUGCGCUGGGUCAAGAGAUCCGCGAAUUGGAGGAGAAGCUCGUGGGGAUGAGGAAUCGUCAUCGAUGGCUGGAACGCAAGAUGACGGACGUUCGAAAUCGCCGCGAGGCGGGUUUGAGCGGAUACAGAGGCGCGCUGAAGGAAGUCGAGGGCGAGGUCACUUCUCUGCUGCACCGACCCCCAAUCGAGCCCCUGGACCCUGAUGUAGUUGACGUUGUGUCACGUACCGAGCCUUCAACCGCAAACGGCGCAGGAGACUUGCCCGGAGGCACCGAAUUCUUCCGCAUGAUCCCGGCGCGACGCACCCUGAGCAUGGCGAGAGACUGGUGGGAAAGUGAGGCGGAUUUCCUGCAGAAGCGAAAAGCGCAGGUCGAUAAGGACCGCGAGGCGCUCGAUCAAGGCACGGCGUUGUGGCAGGAGACAAUCGACGUCGUCACCACCUGUGAAGCAGAACUGCGGAAAGCACUGAGUAUUGGCGCGGUCAAGGGCAAGCAAACCCCGCGGACGAUGCAAGAAGCCACCGAAGCGAUACUUCCAAGAAUGGGUAAAGUCAUCCUGGAGCUCGAAGAGCACUUGCACACCGCGAACAAGAAUAGCUGGAACCUCCUGAUCUGCUCCAUUGGUGCCGAGCUCGAGGCUUUUAGAGAAGCAGAGCGCUUGCUCCGAAGCAGUCUGCCCCAGCCCAAGUCAGACGUCGACGACGUGCAGGAGCCAUGGGCUGACGGUGACGGCCACGAGGAGACGGUACAGAGAGAUGUUGUCGACGCCAGCUCGGUCGAGAGUCACAAUGAUGAGAGUGACAACGAAGUUCCGCCAGACCUGCUCGUGUCGCACCUCGAGGAGCAUGAUGAUUUGCAUGCCCGCGCCGAGCCUCUUCAGGCUUCUACCAGACGAGACAGCGACAACGAUGUACCACCAGAGUUCUUGGCGGAGCAUAGUAAUGAAAGCAGUACCCUUGACUGA
This is a messenger RNA of Colletotrichum karsti, 1785 nucleotides long. Its product is annotated as autophagy-related protein 28. NCBI's taxonomy places the organism in Eukaryota, Fungi, Ascomycota, Sordariomycetes, Glomerellales, Glomerellaceae. The transcript has a single exon. The coding region runs from base 1 to 1785 and encodes 594 amino acids. The record is from RefSeq and is a predicted model, not a curated record.